Cercocebus atys (sooty mangabey) is the source of this 1983-nucleotide messenger RNA. RefSeq names its product sorting nexin 20 (gene SNX20). Gene Ontology annotation, biological process: protein transport. NCBI's taxonomy places the organism in Eukaryota, Metazoa, Chordata, Mammalia, Primates, Cercopithecidae. The transcript is spliced from 5 exons. Gene Ontology annotation, molecular function: phosphatidylinositol phosphate binding. Bases 828 to 1778 code for a protein of 316 amino acids. Gene Ontology annotation, cellular component: early endosome membrane. The record is from RefSeq and is a predicted model, not a curated record.
GAUUUCCUCUCUUGCUGUCAAGGCCACAAAGAUGGGUGGCCAUGAAUCACACCACUGCCCUGGGGUUUCGCUUCCCUGGUACUUUCUGUUGGUGGUGAUGGAUACAACUUUGCUCAGAGAAAAGGCGCCAGAUGGAACUGUAAUUCCACCCCACUGCUCUUCUAUGUCAGUCACUGGCUCUGUGUCCCACCAGCUCUGUGACCCAAGCCUCGGUUUUCCCAUCUGUUCAAGGGGCAUGACGGUCCCCAUCAUGCUUAGCUCAUAGAGUAGAAUAAUGAACGUGAAAGGGCUCUGAGAGCUAAUGCCUGAAUGCCAGAGAUCAAUGGGGAUUUGAAGGACAGCCAGACCGCUGCAAGGCUGCAGGGAGAGUGAGGCUGAGUUAGAUCCCACAGGGCUGGCCCUGCACUGCCUUGCCGUUCCCUGCGCUACCCGGAAGAAGAGGUGGCAGGCUGUCAGUUGAGUUCAAUAUACCAUGUUUCACCAGCCAAUGGGCUGGGGCGAUCAGGAGCAGGUCACACAGCCUGUUUCCUGUUUUCAAACGGGGAACUUAGAAAGUGUCAGUCCCUCGGCUGGUCGCCGGAGCUGAGAACCAAGAGCUCGAAGGGGCCAUGUGACACUCCUCUCGGACCCCUGGACACGCACAGCCCCAGAGACUGGAGGAAACAGAAGCACAGAGAAGUUGAGUCACUUGCCAGCUACCAGGUCAUCCCAUCCACUUAUCCAGGUCACAGACGGAGUUAUUAUGUAAACCGGAUCCCAGCUGCCUGUUCUCCCUCCCUGAGUAACGUGGAGAGAAUUCUGAAGUCAGCCCAGCCUGGGCUUGGAGCAUGGCAAGUCCAGAGCACCCUGGGAGCCCUGGCUGGAAGGGACCCAUAACACAGUGCACAGCAAGGACCCAGCAGGAAGCACCAGCCGCUGGCCCUGACCUCCCGCACCCAGGACCUGACAGGCAUUUAGAUAUGCAUAGUGGCCUGAGCUCCAACUCCAGCAUGACCACGCGGGAGCUCCAGCAGUACUGGCAGAACGAGAAAUGCCGCUGGAAGCACGUCAAACUGCUCUUUGAGAUCGCCUCAGCUCGCAUCGAGGAGAGAAAAGUCUCUAAGUUUGUGGUGUACCAAAUCAUCGUCAUCCAGACUGGGAGCUUUGACAACAACAAGGCCGUCCUGGAACGGCGCUAUUCCGACUUCGCAAAGCUCCAGAAAGCGCUGCUGAAGACGUUCAGGGAGGAGAUCGAAGACGUGGAGUUCCCCAGGAAGCACCUGACGGGGAACUUCGCGGAGGAGAUGAUCUGCGAGCGUCGGCGCGCCCUGCAGGAGUACCUGGGCCUGCUCUACGCCAUCCGCUGCGUGCGCCGCUCCCGGGAGUUCCUGGACUUCCUCACGAGGCAGGAGCUGCGCGAGGCGUUCGGCUGCCUGCGGGCCGGCCAGUACCCGCGCGCCCUGGAGCUGCUGCUGCGCGUGCUGCCGCUGCAGGAGAAGCUCACCGCCCACUGCCCCGCGGCCGCCGUCCCGGCCCUGUGCGCCAUGCUGCUGUGCCACCGCGACCUCGACCGCCCGGCCGAGGCCUUCGCGGCAGGAGAGAGGGCCCUGCAGCGCCUGCAGGCCAGGGAGGGCCAUCGCUACUACGCGCCUCUGCUGGACGCCAUGGUCCGCCUGGCCUACACGCUGGGCAAGGACUUCGUGUCUCUGCAGGAGAGGCUGGAGGAGAGCCAGCUCCGGAGGCCCAUGCCUCGCGGCAUCACCCUGAAGGAGCUCACCGUGCGAGAAUACCUGCACUGAGCCGGCCUAAGACCCCACAGGGACGCUGGAGAUUUGGGGUCAUCAUGGCUCAUGGUGGGCUGUUUGGGGUUCUUCUUCUUCUUUUUUCCUUUUUCCUUUUCUUUUUUGUUAUUUGAGACAGUCUUGCUCUGUCACCCAGGCUGAAGUACAGUGGCUCAAUUAUGUCUCACUGCAGCCUCAAACUCCUGGGCACAAGCAAUCCUCC